GGUGAAAGUGGUCCCUGCCUUGUCGCACACAAAGGCUAGGAGCUCUUUAAAGGGGCCAGCCUGCGCUUCUGUGCAGCUGCAAACAUUUGUCAGUGUGGGCUCAGCAACCCAGGCUUUCGCCUGAAAAUGAGUGGGGAGGGGUCUUGAGCACGCCGCCCCCCCCCUCCCCCCGCCCCAGACCUCCCGGAGUGGGGCGGGGAGGGGAAGGAGCUGACAGUCUGAGUGGAUGGAGACCACCGGUCCCUGGGGACCAGCUUGCGAUUAGCUGCUUCUUGGAUGCUCCGCGUGCCAGUUGAGCAUCCUGCCUGAGGUCCAGAGCGUGCUGGCGGCGCAUCUUGCGGUAUAUGCCUGCGUGGAUUUGAGCCAUCGCCCAGAGGCGAGCCCGCAUUCAGACACGGUGGACCGGCACCGGCAGUCAGCGCGAAUGCUCAGCUUUAGGCGUCUGCAAGAGCCUCCCGACUGCAUGGAUUUGGCUGUCUAAUCAGCCGAGAUUACUGCCCGGGAAGAUUUGUGAGCCUGAUCCGCGCUCCAGCUGCUGUGACAACUUCAGGGCUGGCUGUUUACUUCUCUCGGUGCCUGGGACUCUGUUCUGCACCGCAGCCACUCCUGCCACUUGCCUGGCUCUGAAGUCCUCUGCCGCGAGGACUCGUCUGACGGCAUCCCCAGGAAGGGGGAGCAAGGAGGGGUUAAAAGACGAGCAGAAACACCCCCCCCAGCUGCUCAACCUCUCGUGACUGCCUGUGUUCUGGGGUUCUGAGAGGGACCGUGCGCUGCCCGGGGAAGCAAUGCAAGUCUCCAUAGCCUGCACAGAGCACAAUUUGAAGAGCCGGAAUGGUGAGGACCGACUUCUGAGCAAGCAGAGCUCCACCGCCCCCAAUGUGGUGAACGCAGCCCGGGCCAAAUUCCGCACGGUCGCUAUCAUCGCGCGCAGCCUGGGGACGUUCACCCCUCAGCAUCACAUUUCUCUCAAAGAGUCCACCGCAAAGCAGACUGGCAUGAAAUAUAGGAAUCUUGGAAAAUCAGGACUCAGAGUUUCUUGCUUGGGUCUUGGAACAUGGGUGACAUUUGGAGGUCAAAUUUCAGAUGAGGUUGCUGAACGGCUGAUGACAAUUGCCUACGAAAGUGGGGUUAAUCUCUUCGAUACUGCUGAAGUCUACGCUGCUGGAAAGGCUGAAGUGAUUCUGGGGAGCAUCAUCAAGAAGAAAGGCUGGAGGAGGUCCAGCCUGGUCAUAACAACCAAACUCUACUGGGGUGGAAAAGCUGAAACGGAAAGAGGGCUGUCAAGAAAACAUAUUAUCGAAGGAUUGAAGGGCUCCCUCCAGAGGCUGCAGCUCGAGUAUGUGGAUGUAGUCUUUGCAAAUCGACCAGACAGUAACACCCCCAUGGAAGAAAUUGUUCGAGCCAUGACACAUGUGAUAAACCAAGGAAUGGCAAUGUACUGGGGGACCUCCCGGUGGAGUGCUAUGGAGAUCAUGGAAGCCUAUUCUGUAGCAAGGCAGUUCAAUAUGAUCCCACCGGUCUGUGAACAAGCUGAGUACCAUCUUUUUCAGAGAGAGAAAGUGGAGGUUCAGCUACCAGAGCUCUACCAUAAAAUAGGAGUUGGAGCAAUGACGUGGUCUCCACUUGCCUGUGGAAUCAUCUCAGGAAAAUACGGAAAUGGAGUGCCUGAAAGUUCUAGGGCUUCGCUGAAGUGCUACCAGUGGCUGAAGGAAAGAAUUGUAAGUGAAGAGGGACGAAAACAGCAGAACAAACUAAAAGACCUCUCCCCAAUUGCUGAGCGCCUCGGGUGCACACUACCUCAGCUGGCUGUCGCAUGGUGCCUGAGAAAUGAGGGUGUGAGUUCCGUGCUCCUGGGAUCAUCCACUCCUGAACAACUCAUUGAAAACCUCGGUGCCAUUCAGGUUCUCCCAAAGAUGACAUCACACGUGGUAAAUGAGAUUGAUAACAUAUUGCGAAACAAGCCCUACAGCAAAAAGGACUAUAGAUCAUAAAGCAAUGCAUGAGCCAUAGGACCUGCAUGGUUAAAACUGCGGUCUACACUGGUACAGAAUGGUGUUACUAGCCAGUCUUUUGAGUCACUUAGCAGCCUGCUGCUCAACCUCUAGUAUUCCUGGAUUCUGAGGUACCUGCUGUCGCUACCACUGUGCACCUGAAUAACGAGCACAUCUGAAAACUCACAACCAAGAAAAUCCAUUCUAUUUUCUUACCUUGGACUGGAGUCACCUGUUCUUGCAUUGCUCUGUACGCCUCAUGCUUAUGCCAUAGAAAGGAUAUGAGGGGAAGACCUAGUGCCUUCAGGCAUUUAGUAACUUACAGUAGGCUGUACAGAUCUAUUUUUUCAAAUGAAUAGAAUCCACAGAUGCAAUGUGGAUUGCAUCAGAAAGAGGAGGCUACGUUCACUCAGAAGUCUUACUUGGGAGAACAAACAACUUUACCUUUCCCCCCACCCCUAUUUUCACAUGAAGGUUAUCAAAGGUUGUCUCACUUGUCAUUAAACAAAACUAAAAUUCCUAGGUAUUUGCUUUCAUUACCUUUUAAAAAUAUUCACUGUUGCUUGGCCCCGACAAUGACCCUGUAUUGUAACUGACCCAAAGCGUCUCUAUUAAGAUUCUAUUAACGUUCUGUCCGUUCACAUACAGAGAUAAUUAAAGGAUGAACACCCAAUCUUUAACUUGAGACAGGAUGGCUAAUUUACGAAAGGGAGGAUUACACUGCUAUGGAAGCUUAGCUUUGAAUAAAAUGUAAUGUAUAUGCAACUGAAGUGUUCACUUUUGACUACAUUUUAUUAAAACCUGCUUUAUACUUCUGACUGCUUGUAGGCACAGCUUCUGCAAGUUUAAAUAUUUGAGCUUUAAAAAUAAAUACACAAAUGCUCAGUUUUGUAAGUAAACCUGUAAAAUAUCCACAAAGGCAAAUGUUUGCUGUUUAAUUAGCACUGGGAUUUUACAAUAUAAUGCUUGUUUUUGAGCAGUCAUCAUGAAAGUGAUUGAAUCAUGGACUUUGUGAAAAAUGCUAUCACUACUCAGAAUAUGCUGGGUGAAUUAACUUGCCUAGUGAAAAACAAAUGUUAAAGAAUUUCCUCAUUCUAUAAACCACAUUAUAUAUGCACUAAACUAAAUGCAUGGAAGCUCUCUGCAUGGAUUAAAGGGGCCUAGCCUUGUUGCACACAGAAGCAGAAGUCUAACCUUGCCAUUACUGGUUACCUACCCUCAUGAGUAUGUCACUUGAGAAAAACUGUGAGACUAUAUUGUGUGUACCUGUAAGGAAGGAAAACUUUGGGGGGUGGGAUCCUAGCUCUCUAUUUGGACACAUGAGCAUGUACAAAAUUCUAAUUUUCUGGCUAGCCAGUACCCCGUAUAGAAAUCACUUUGACGUUUAAAGAUUAUACCAUCAGCUUAAAAUGCUAUUUUCUGCCACCAUUUCCAAAUAUGUAUUUCAUGAUUAAGUUCUAAAUCUUACAGCGUUAGAAUGAAUUUUCUUUUUUGUUACUACUACCUGUAUUCUAAUAAGGAAACAGUUGGGUUUUUGCCCAGGAGUACCAGAUUAAUGAUGGAAAUGGAUCAUCUUUCAGUUGUUCAUUGUGUAUUCAAUCCAGUGAACUACUAUAUGCAUAAAUGAGCUGAAGUUGGCUAAUUGGAACUGCAAUUUAACUUCUUUGCUUAGAGUAAUAAAAGCAUUUUGUGCACUUAAUCUCAA
Molecule: messenger RNA, 3696 nt
Organism: Neofelis nebulosa (Clouded leopard)
Lineage: Eukaryota; Metazoa; Chordata; Mammalia; Carnivora; Felidae
Gene: KCNAB1
Product: potassium voltage-gated channel subfamily A regulatory beta subunit 1
Exons: 14
Coding region: 786-1991 (401 amino acids)
Biological process (GO): transmembrane transport; potassium ion transport; negative regulation of delayed rectifier potassium channel activity
Cellular component (GO): voltage-gated potassium channel complex; cytoplasm; juxtaparanode region of axon
Molecular function (GO): potassium channel regulator activity; voltage-gated potassium channel activity; transmembrane transporter binding
Source: RefSeq, a predicted model, not a curated record